Molecule: messenger RNA, 537 nt
Organism: Solanum stenotomum
Lineage: Eukaryota; Viridiplantae; Streptophyta; Magnoliopsida; Solanales; Solanaceae
Exons: 1
Coding region: 1-537 (178 amino acids)
Source: RefSeq, a predicted model, not a curated record
AUGGAUAAUGGUGAUCAAUUUUUCGACAAUUUUCUAAUGUCUCUGCCAUUUUCGGAAAACAAUGUUAUUGAUGCUGAACCAAUUCGCUAUUGUCUUCCUCAUCAGUACUCAUCUUCUAAUACUACUUUGUCUCUCUUUCCCCAAGUUUCUCAAAAUCUUGCUGCUUCGAAACCAAUUACUACUACGGUUGAUUUCUCUUGCAUAGACGGCGGCAAGGACAAUCCUAAUUCAUCUUUUUUGACUCUCUUUACACGAGUUUAUGAAAACUCAAAACCAAUUGCAAACAAUACUCCUCAGCCAUCCCUACCCAACACCUCUUCGACAGCCCAAUCUUCCAUUGAUAGUCAACAUUGUUGUAGUUUUGCUUCAUCAAGUCGGGAGGUAAAUGCAUUGGGUAACUCUGCUCCUAAUAGAUCCUUGUUACAGGAAUUCAUCCCGCUCAAGAAACCCAAGCUGACAAAAGAAUCAAACAGAGAGGAAGGUCACUGGAUAACAAAGAAGCUAACUAGAAGCGNUAUAUACACACAGAGUUUAUAG